This is a messenger RNA of Bursaphelenchus okinawaensis, 1672 nucleotides long. The record is from the annotation of a GenBank genome assembly. NCBI's taxonomy places the organism in Eukaryota, Metazoa, Nematoda, Chromadorea, Rhabditida, Aphelenchoididae.
AUGUUGAUCUUCUUGGUUUUUAACUUUAUUACCUUCUGUUAUACUCUCCCAGUCAAAGAUGAGGCUACCAUCCCUGUGGCUUUGAAGCAGAGUACGUUAUUAUAUAAUUAGCCGUAGCUUAAGUUCUAGUAUUCUUAUCUUUAGCCAUUUUUAUUUAGAACCGUACUACACAAUAAAAGUUGGCGUAGGAACUCCUCCGCAAUACUUGAAUCUAGUGUUGGAUACCAGUUCAGCUCAUUUCUUAAUACUUGAUGGGAUUCUAAGUACGCAGGUUGGUAAGGAUGUCAAUACUUUUAAACCAUUGUAAGUCUUUUUUAUGUGGCGUGGGUUUUUAUAGCUUUAGCUUUAACUGUAGCUUCGGCUUUAACUCUAGUUCUAGCUCUAACUCUAGCUCUAGAUCUAGGUCUAGCUUUUGUAUUAGGUUUAGGUCUAGCUCUACAUCUGGUUCUAGGUUUAGAUCUAGCUGUAUUUUUAACCUUAUAGCCGAACUUUUCAAUAUAAAAAACAAUUUUAAUGGCAAAACUAUCAUCAUCUAACAUGAAUUGAUCUAAAAACUAAAUUUUUAGGCAAUCCUCAACCUUCCAUCUAGACCACGAUUUAUCCUCUUUCUUCCUUGACACCUACCGCAACCUAUACCUAACAGCAGUACGUGCUACAGAAACAGUGACAAUCAACGGCUUUAAAGUCAAAAAUCAAAAGAUAGAGCUAGUCAAAAGCCUAAAAGUCAUUGAUAACUCUACCUUCCCCAAGAUCGAUGGUGUUCUAGGUAUUGGCUUCAAGCUAAGUGAAAGUCCUUACAAAUAUUUUGACUUUACUUCGCCAUUCCAUGACUAUGUCAAAUCAGUAGAUUCUGUUUUUACUGUCUAUAACAGGCCUGAUGUCAAGGAUAAUACUAAGUCGGCUGGAGUUAUUACAUUGGGCAGGGACACUGAAAAUUGUGGCGAAAAAUGGGUUCGCCCGAGAAUUUCAUGGCUACCUCAACAGGCUUGGGUCUUUACUGUUAAUGGGUAAGUCACAUUUUGAAAUGGCAGUUUUAUGCUUGUUUAGGUUGAACAAUCAAUUUUAAUUUUAAAAAAUAAAAAAUUUUUUUUGAAUAUUAAUUUUUUUUAAAUUUUGAAAUUUGAACUUUUUUACAUUUCCAGAUACAUGGUAGGCAACGUCGGCUACCGUCUAGACCCAAAAACUGGUGUAACCUUAGACUCAGGCCUAGAAGCUAGUAUAAUACCAAAAGAAGCAGUUGAGAACAUGGCCAAACACUGGAAUUUAAAAAAAGAAGGAGACAACUAUUACAUAGAAUGUGACAAAGUCAAUGAUCUAGCCUACUUCACAUUGAUUGUCAGCUACCCGAAUGAAUUAAUUGAAAUUUUGCCGAAACGAAUGUUUAAAAAAGUAAGUUUCGAAGCCUUAUCUCAAGUCCCUAGCUCAUAUUAGAGCCCUAGUUUAGAGCCCUAGCUCAAAGACCUAUCUAGAGCCCUAGCUCAGAGACCUAUCUCGAGCCUUAGUUCAGAGCCCAGAGCCCAGAGUCCUAGCUCAGAACCCUAGCACAGAGUCCUGGCCCAGAGCCCUAGCCCAGAGUCCUAGCCCAGAGCCCCAGCCUAGAGCUCUAGCCCAGAGCCCUAGCCCAUACCCCUAUUCUAGAGCCCUAGCCCAGAGCCCUAGCCCAAAGCCCUAA